This is a messenger RNA of Chanos chanos (milkfish), 765 nucleotides long. RefSeq names its product muscle segment homeobox 2b (gene msx2b). Gene Ontology annotation, cellular component: nucleus. The coding region runs from base 1 to 765 and encodes 254 amino acids. The record is from RefSeq and is a predicted model, not a curated record. Gene Ontology annotation, molecular function: RNA polymerase II transcription regulatory region sequence-specific DNA binding; DNA-binding transcription factor activity, RNA polymerase II-specific. The transcript is spliced from 2 exons. NCBI's taxonomy places the organism in Eukaryota, Metazoa, Chordata, Actinopteri, Gonorynchiformes, Chanidae. Gene Ontology annotation, biological process: embryonic morphogenesis; regulation of transcription by RNA polymerase II.
AUGUCCGUUUGUACAACUUUGAAAAACAGAGAGGACUGUCGACCGGAGUCGGAGCGGGCGACGGAGGCGCGUAAAAUUCGAGUGACAAGCCAUCCUUUCAGUGUUGAGUCUCUUAUGUCUGGUCAUAAAACCGAAGAGUUCAAAAGAAGUUCCGAGGAUGUAUCGUGGAGUGCAUACACUAAAACUCCAAAUUCCCCAACCGGUAGCAGGGAUACUUGUAGUCCAGAGGGACUCCGAAAGGACUUAAUUUCAGCGUCACCUGUCAAAUCUGAGUCCCCAGAGGCGGAGGACUGUACAACUUGGGUUAUGAACUCUAGAUUUUCUCAACCACGGCAGGUGAGUCCAGCGGCGUGUCCUCUACGCAAACACAAAACCAACCGUAAACCCAGAACACCCUUCACCACCACCCAGCUCUUGGCGCUGGAGCGGAAGUUCCGUCAGAAGCAGUACCUGUCCAUCGCGGAGCGGGCCGAGUUCUCCAGCUCGCUGACUCUUACCGAGACCCAGGUGAAGAUCUGGUUUCAGAACCGACGCGCCAAAGCCAAACGCCUGCAGGAAGCGGAGCUGGAGAAGCUUAAAAUGGCAGCCAAGCCCCCUCUGCACCCGGGGGCACUGUCGCUACCCGUGCCCCUGGCGGCCCACCUCCAUUCCGCCGCCGCUCUGUACGGACAAUCCUACCAUCCUUACCAACGACCUCUGAUGCCCGUGGCGCCCCUAGGACUGUACAGCUCACCGCUGGGCUACAAUAUGUACCACCUGUCAUGA